Messenger RNA from Zymoseptoria tritici IPO323, 504 nucleotides. RefSeq lists its product as uncharacterized. Lineage: Eukaryota; Fungi; Ascomycota; Dothideomycetes; Mycosphaerellales; Mycosphaerellaceae. The record is from RefSeq and is a predicted model, not a curated record. The transcript has a single exon. Bases 1 to 504 code for a protein of 167 amino acids. Gene Ontology annotation, molecular function: 2-oxoglutarate-dependent dioxygenase activity.
AUGGACGCUCGCCCCGCCCUCAUCUACCUCGCCCAAGCAUCCCUCUCCGAUCUUCCGCCGGGCUUGACAGCCGACUUGCCCACUCCUUCCCUCAUCCUCGAAGCCGACAAAGGCGACAUCUACAGCUCUUCCAUCUGGCUCGGCCUCGCACCGACUUAUACACCUUUACACCGUGAUCCGAACCCGAAUCUAUUCGUGCAGCUGGCAGGAAAAAAAGUUGUGCGGCUGUUCCGCCCGAAUGACGGAUCAAACAUCUUCGAUCGCGUGCAGGAGAGGAUUGGAGGUCGGGCUUCGGCGAGUAUGAGAGGGGAAGAGAUGAUGCAUGGCAGGGAAAAGGAGGUUUUGGAGGAUGUGGUCUGGGGCGGGAGGUCAGAGGGAGAUGAAGAAUGUUGGGAGGCGGAGCUGGCAAGUGGUGAUGGGUUGUUCAUACCGAAGGGAUGGUGGCAUAGUAUCAGAGGUGUUGGCAGUGGUAUGACUGGGUCGGUCAAUUGGUGGUUUCGGUAA